AUGCAUAUGGGGCACCUAUGGAUCUGGCAAGCCAUGUUCAAGAAUGUUCAUUUCUUUUUAAGAUAUGUGCUGUAUUUAGAAUUCCACACUGCCGCCGCCUUAUCUGCAAUUGCAUAUAUGUCGACGACUUGUUUGACGCCGUUGAGUGGAUUUGUUGCAGACUAUUUGACGAAUCGAGGUUACGUCCAGUCGACGACUCUGCGCAAACUCUACACGACUUUUGGUGACAUGGGACCGGCAGUGUUCCUUCUGGCGGCUGCCUAUUCUGGUUGCCAUAGGAUAAUGGCGGUCUGUUUCUUUAUUAUAGGGAUGGCACUGACGAGUUUCUACUUCAGUGGUACCAGAAUCAACACUUUAGAAUUUGCACCGAAUUUCAGUGGAACCGUUAUGGGUUUUAUGAAUACGUUUAACUUUAUUCCUGUUUUAAUUCUGCCAAAAGUUGCAGCCUCUGUAUCAUCCAAAAAAUCGUUGACGGAGAAAAGGAUGAUGUUCUGGAUAGACUUGGGUAUAAUUGCUUGGGCGAAUCUCGUGUAUAGUAUAUUUGGGUCUGGGGAUGUUCAGUCGUGGAAUUACGAAGGUGAGGAAGAAGAACUGUAUGAGGCAUCAAGUAGUGCCCCUUCUACAUCAAGAUAUAACCAAGUGUUACCUCAACAUCAACCACGAAAUAAAGUAUAA
Molecule: messenger RNA, 675 nt
Organism: Zophobas morio
Lineage: Eukaryota; Metazoa; Arthropoda; Insecta; Coleoptera; Tenebrionidae
Product: sialin-like
Exons: 3
Coding region: 1-675 (224 amino acids)
Biological process (GO): monoatomic anion transport
Cellular component (GO): plasma membrane
Molecular function (GO): transmembrane transporter activity
Source: RefSeq, a predicted model, not a curated record